Messenger RNA from Verticillium dahliae VdLs.17, 4035 nucleotides. RefSeq lists its product as uncharacterized. Gene Ontology annotation, molecular function: nucleic acid binding. The record is from RefSeq and is a predicted model, not a curated record. NCBI's taxonomy places the organism in Eukaryota, Fungi, Ascomycota, Sordariomycetes, Glomerellales, Plectosphaerellaceae. Gene Ontology annotation, biological process: DNA integration. The transcript has 4 exons. The coding region runs from base 1 to 4035 and encodes 1344 amino acids.
AUGAACAAAGAUUGGUGGAAUUCGGAAUCUCAACGCAUGGGAUACGUCGUCUCGUGCCUCAAAGGUAAAGCACACGAUCAAGUCAGCUACAACAUAAAAAAUGGCGUGGUCCUCUUUGACAACGUCAACGCUGUUAAAAACGUCCUCCAGUCAGCGUUCGGAGACAUUGACGCCAAAGCCACCGCUCAACUCAAGAUCUUUGUGUUGGAACAUCGGCGCCAGGAUCCCGCGGGCGCGAGCAGGAUGGUCAGUGCGGCCGGUGCUGGCAGGGGGACUCCUCCCGGCUGCUCCUCGACCCUCGAUCCCCUCGCAGUUCUAUCGUUACGACCGAGAAUCCCUCUUCCAGAGGCUACAGACGCCGCCGCUGCCUUGGGAGCUGCCAUGGAAGACACAGUCAUGGCGCCAAGCCUGGCACCCCUUCCGAUCCCCCUAAAGAUCUGGGACAGCGUUGAUCCACCAACCUGGGGAAAGAUCAGCGCUUUUGAUCCCACCGAUCUGGAUAACACCCCGGAGCAAAUUGGAUCGAUAAUCGGCUACCUUAUAGAGUGCUAUAAGCGACGGCAUCUAUUUGGCCAACUCCUAUGGGAGGAGAUCAACAGCGACUUUGAAGAAUGGGAGGCAGAAACGUUUAUGCUUGCCCCCAACUCUAUUAUCAGGUACCUCCGCGAAUACCUGCUUUGCCAAGGCGUCUUCGUGGCUACCGACGGUAACAGGAUUGCAAACAACGUAUACGAGGCAGUGAAGAGAGGGAACUUCCGAACAUGGACAAAUGCAGAGAUGACCGAGGUUGCUGGCAAGAACAGUACUUUCCGGGAGAAUCUCGCCGAUCCCGAUUUCUUCAGCGACAUCAGCACUCCAAUACGGCCUUACAUACCUCCAUCUGCAACUACCCCUGUUUCUAUCCGUCAAAGUCCUGCUAUUAGCCAUCAAGGCCACAGCAGCGGGUAUCAGGAUCGACCGCCAGUCCCUGCAGUCACCCACAGACAUACGCCACCUACAGUCAUCCCCGGUCACAUGCCAUCCCCGAAGCAGCUCACAGACCUCACUAAGCUGUACACCGACGAUAUGAAGUAUGGAGGCGGGAUGUACGACAUCCUUGAAUCCAAACUCUUGAUCUUCAGGGAUAACUGCCAUAAAGCUGGCAUCCCUCACGCCCUUUUCGCUGGCGCCUUCUCCAUUAUGUUGAAGACCAAGGCUCUACAGUUUUACUUCGCUCGCCUGUGUAACGUCACGCCUUCCCCUGACUUCCACACUAUGGUCAGCCGCGUCAAACAACACUUUGAGACCGAGGAGUCACGUCAGGUCUACCUGGCGGAGUGGCGGAAUACAACCUUCCUCCACAUCAUCCACGAGAACCCUGACAAAACCAAAAUGGAGUGCCUGGACCUCUUGCUCGAGACACUGAUGAAGCUUCGAUCAGCCAUCGGAACAGCUACGCAGUCAACGAACCAGCAGUCCAAUGCCAGUGACCAGUACUGGACCGACCGCACCUACAGGGGCCAUGGCCGCGAGUCACGAUUCGGUCAGCGCCAACGGUCACACUCUGGCAUCAGGCCUGGCAGCUCUUCUUCAUGGAGACCACCUGGCAGCGUAUCUACAUCAUCACCACGGCCCACGCUGCCUGCCACCCCUAAGAAGUGCUAUGUCUGCAGGAAAUCUGGAUGCUGGUCGACAAAGCAUUCGAACGACGAACGCCGACGCGCGUAUGACAGCUUCAGAGGCAAGUACCAAUACACCCAGGACACGUCGAUGCCCUCGUUCAACCACUUUCUCGCCUGGCAUGAAGGCAUUGAGGGCAUGGACAGAGACGAAAACGAUAACGACGACCCGGACGCCCAGUACUUCCAAGCCUUGGGAAUCGCCGAUGACCAGUAUGGGGCGCUGCCUAGAGAGGAGAGUGAUGAAAGUCAGGAGUUCAUGACUUCCUACUUUACAGGCCCCGUGAACGGUCCGAAGAUCGUCGCUGGCCUCGCAGACCAGGCUGUUGCACAUGCCUUAACGAAGGAGGAUCUCCACGGCCAACAGCUGCCGGACGACGCUGCGUCAGUCUUCUCCCUUGAAGGCCGCUAUUCAUCACGCGGUUUCCAAGGGAUCAUGCCAGAUACAGGCGCAGCAGGAUUCUCAACCGCAGGCCACCCGCAGUUCGUCGCCCUGCAGCGUGAAGUCCCCGUUACACUGGACACAUCAACAGCGGGAGAUGCGAAGAUCCGCUUCGGCGGAGGGGAUCCCAUCGACUCUAUUGGUACAACGGUUGUAUCUACCGUCUUCGGCAAGAUGUCUUUCCACGUCAUCCCCACGGACACCCCUUUCCUGCUCUGCCUCGAGGACAUGGACCGGAUGGGCAUCCAGUUUGAUAAUAUCCGGAAUGUCCUCCGUCAAGGCACCAUGACCGUACCUGUCAUCAGGAAAUGGGGUCAUCAGUGGAUGCUCUUGCAACCCGAGCGAUCCCUCGCCUGGAACCACCUCACAGACGUUGAAUUACGGCGACUCCAUCGCCGCUUCGGUCACCCAUCUGUUCAACGGCUACACCGCGUGCUACAGCUGUCCGGGCAUCCAGUUGAACUGACCGCUCUGGAGGAGCUGACGAAGAUCUGCCGGCACUGCCAACUCCACGCAGGUCGACCUACGCGCUUCAAAUUCACUCUGCGUGACGACCACGAGUUCAACUACGAAGUCAUCGUCGACAUAAUGUACCUCGAGGGCAAUAAGCCUGUCCUGCACGUCGUUGAUUCAGCCACUUCCUUCAACGCAGCCCGCUUCCUGAAGGACAUCUCAGCAAAACAGACGUGGGAUACACUGCGGCUGUGCUGGAUCGACGUCUACCAGGGACCCCCUGACUGGAUCGUGACCGACGCGGGUAAGAACUUCCAUUCUGCCGUGUUCAAGCAGUCCGCCAGAUCCAUGGCUAUCUCGGUGAAGGAGAUGCCCAUCGAGGCCCACAACAGCGUUGGUAAGGUGGAGAGAUACCACGCACCUCUGCGCAGAGCGUACGAUAUCAUCCGCUCCGAAGACCCCUCGACGAGCCCAGAGCUGGCCCUGAAAAUGGCCGUUAAGAGCAUUAACGACACAGCCGGUCCUAACGGCCUCGUGCCUACUCUUCUGGUCUUCGGGUCCUACCCUCGUAUGACGGACGAUUCUGCGCCAUCACCCACGACUACCCAACGCGUUGAAGCAGUACGCAAGGCCACCGCGGAGAUCCGACGCCUCCACGCGCGACGUCAAGUGACCGAGGCUCUCGCCACCCGGAACGGCCCUGACACGACACCAACGCUGGCACUGCCGCUGCAGUCCCUGGUGCGUGUGUGGCGCGAGAAACAAGGCUGGCAGGGACCCUUCAAGCUCCUCGCCACCAAGGGAGAGACCUGUACCCUUGACCUGCCGCAGGGACCUAGAGAUUUCCGCUCUACCGUCAUCAAGCCAUUUUACGAAGAUUCCGAUGAAGCGCCUGAAGCGCCACCCUGCGGAGAUGCCGACAAUGCGAUCCAACCUGUCAUCGUAGUCGCGCCAGAGCAAACCGCUACCGAGCAGCCACAACCUGCGAAGCGUCGUCCUGGGCGCCCCCGCAAGAACCCACCACUGACCAUGAACAUGACUGAGACAGAUGUCUGCCUGCCUGCCCAAUACUACUACUUGGUAUUUAUAUCAAGCAAGGAAGAAGCGGACCAUGAUCUGGCAAAGAAGCUGCGCGACGAAGGCAUCCUGACCGCCCCUGGCGAGCCGUUCGAACAGUCAACCAAGGAGGAGAUCGACAGCCUUAUCGGACGAGGCGUCUUCGAGUUCACCCAGUUCGACCCUGCGAGGCACGCGGGCGUCCGCAUCUUUAAGUCACGCAUAGUCAACGAGGUCAAAGGCAAGGCGACAGGUACCCCCUAUGAAAAAUCGAGGCUUGUCAUCCAAGGAUACGCAGAUGACGGCAAAGAAGUCAUCUUGACCCAGGCUCCCACGAUCCAACGAGCCAGCCAACGCCUUAUCCUGGCAAUCGCUCCCUCCUUACUGCUAACUGGGAAGACCCUAUGGCUGCGAGAUAUCACCUAG